UUGACUCGCAUGUGAUGUAAAGUGCAUGCUAGUUGCGUAAGUCACAAAAUGGCUGCGCUCAUGUGCCGAACUGCUGCCCGACGACUGGGAAUUAAAGUUAAUUUUCGGAAUGAUUUUCAUCAAGUUUACAGAUUGUCCGGUGAACAUGGGCCUCUUAGCUUUGCUGUAUUAAAAUUGUGCAACUCUAACUUGCAUCAUGAAUCAAUGCGACAAGGCUCGUUACUGCACACAGGGGGUGACACGGUUUCAAGGCAGUGGAGGAAGUAUAGAAGAAGCUACAACACAGGUUCCGAGGCUGAACUGUUCCCUAAAGAACCAAUCCAGCCUUAUAAGCUUAUAGAAAGUGAGCUUCAGUCUCUUCAUCCAAGUAUACGACAGGAGCUGUGUGGAAGUUGCCCAGAGCUAACUGAAGUCGCCCAGUACUAUUUUGAUGGCAAGGGCAAGUCUUUCAGACCCAUGAUAGUUCUAUUGAUGUCUAGAGUAUGCAAUCUACAUAAUUCUUUAACAGAAAGUAUAAAAGAUUCUCAGAAGAAGAUUGCCAUGAUAACGGAGAUGAUUCACACGGCCAGUCUGAUGCAUGAUGAUGUGAUUGAUGCAGCAGAUACAAGGAGAGGAAAAACGUCCAUCAAUGAAUUAUUUGGCCAAAGAAAAUCUAUUCUUGCAGGUGACUUUGUGCUUUCUAUAUCAUCACAAGCCCUGGCCAGGAUAGGUGAUCCAGAUGUUGUUAUAGUACUUUCCACUGUCAUAGAAGAUCUAGUCAAAGGUGAAUUCAUGCAGCUUGGAUCUAAAGAUAAUGAGAAUGAAAGAUUUUCCCAUUACCUGAUGAAGACUUAUAAGAAAACUGCUAGCCUCAUGGCUCACAGCUGUAGAGCAGUGGCAAUGUUAGCAGACUGCAGCCCCGAAGUGUGUGAGAUUGCCUACCAGUAUGGGCGUAACAUCGGCAUGGCAUUCCAGCUUGUUGAUGAUAUCUUAGAUUUUGUAUCAUGUGAUGAUGCAAUGGGCAAACCUACCUCAGCGGAUCUCAAACUAGGACUGGCUACAGCUCCUGUGCUCUUUGCUGCCGAGAAGUAUCCUGAGCUAAAUGAUAUGAUCAUGAGGAGGUUCAGCCAUACGGGGGAUGUAGAGAGGGCAAGAAAAGCUGUAGCAAAUACUGAUAGUAUACAACAGUCUCGGUUCUUGGCUGAGCAGCAUAGCAGAGAGGCAGUGAGACAGAUUGAGAAGCUAACAAACUGCGCCGAGAGACAAGCACUUAUCUACUUAACUCAGGAAGUCUUAUCCAGGCAUAAAUAGUAUGAUUUUUUAC
Strongylocentrotus purpuratus (purple sea urchin) is the source of this 1303-nucleotide messenger RNA. RefSeq names its product decaprenyl-diphosphate synthase subunit 1 (gene pdss1). Gene Ontology annotation, molecular function: prenyltransferase activity. NCBI's taxonomy places the organism in Eukaryota, Metazoa, Echinodermata, Echinoidea, Camarodonta, Strongylocentrotidae. The transcript is spliced from 10 exons. Gene Ontology annotation, cellular component: mitochondrion; transferase complex. Gene Ontology annotation, biological process: isoprenoid biosynthetic process; ubiquinone biosynthetic process. Bases 49 to 1290 code for a protein of 413 amino acids. The record is from RefSeq and is a predicted model, not a curated record.